Messenger RNA from Penicillium riverlandense, 276 nucleotides. RefSeq lists its product as uncharacterized. Gene Ontology annotation, molecular function: oxidoreductase activity. The record is from RefSeq and is a predicted model, not a curated record. Bases 1 to 276 code for a protein of 91 amino acids. Lineage: Eukaryota; Fungi; Ascomycota; Eurotiomycetes; Eurotiales; Aspergillaceae. The transcript has a single exon.
AUGCAGAUCUUCAUUGACGGCGGCAUUCGCCGCGGUACCGAUGUGCUCAAAGCCAUUGCGUUGGGUGCUACAGCCGUCGGGCUGGGACGGCCAUUUCUGUUUAGUUUGUCAGCCGGUUACGGUGAGGAUGGGGUGCGGCAUAUGCUGGCAGUGUUACGGCAAGAGAUCGAGUCCAACAUGGUGUUUCUAGGAGUGACAACGCUGGGCGAGCUGCGGCCGGAGAUGGUCAAUGCUAGCCGGCUGGAACGGGAGUUGAUCGGCAGUGUGAAGUUGUAA